Messenger RNA from Ceratotherium simum simum (southern white rhinoceros), 1992 nucleotides. The record is from RefSeq and is a predicted model, not a curated record. Lineage: Eukaryota; Metazoa; Chordata; Mammalia; Perissodactyla; Rhinocerotidae.
UCGCCCCGCCUCGGCUCACUUCAAAAGUUUAUUCGGGCCAGGACGCGGGGCCUAGCGAGCCAUGGCUGUCUGCGUCGGGAUGCUGCGCCUCGGGAGGCUGUGCGCCGGGAGCCCGGGGGUGCUGGGGGCCCGGGCCGUCCUCUCCCGUGGUUGGCAGGAAGCGAGGUGGCAGGGCGUCCGUCCCCUCAGUUCUGUAGAGGCGGAUCACACCGCCCCCCUGCCCAUUGGAGGCUGCAGCUACAUCCAGGGCGGUUCCAGAUUGCAUCUUAUCAAUGAGACCGUAGGGCGGUGCCUGGAUGCCACAGCACAGAAGUUCCCGGACCGAGAGGCCUUGGUCGUCCUCCAUGACAACGUCCGGAUGACCUUUGCCCAGCUCAAGGAGGAGGUGGACAAAGCUGCUUCUGGGCUCCUGAAUAUCGGCCUCUGCAAGGGUGACCGGCUGGGCAUGUGGGGACCCAACUCCUACGCAUGGGUGCUCAUGCAGCUGGCUUCUGCCCAGGCGGGCAUCAUUCUGGUGUCUGUGAACCCAGCCUACCAGUCUACGGAGCUGGAGUAUGCCCUCAAGAAGGUGGGCUGCAAAGCCCUUGUGUUUCCCAAGCAAUUCAAGACCCAGCAAUACUACGAUAUCCUGAAGCAGAUCUGUCCAGAGUUGGAGAAGGCCGAGCCAGGGGCCUUGAAGAGUCAGAGGCUUCCAGAUCUAACCACAGUCAUCUCGGUGGAUGCCUCUCUGCCAGGGACCCUGCUCCUGGAUGAGGUGGUGGCAGCUGGCAGCACAGAGCAGCAUCUGGCCCAGCUCCGGCACUCCCAGCAGUUCCUGUCCUGCCAUGACCCCAUCAAUAUCCAGUUCACCUCGGGGACGACAGGCAGACCCAAGGGUGCCACCCUCUCCCACUACAACAUUGUCAACAAUGCCAACAUGAUAGGGGCACGCCUCAGACUGCAGCUGAAGGUGCCGAAGAAGUUGCGGAUGGUCCUGCCCACCCCCCUGUACCACUGCCUGGGUUCUGUGGGGGGCACAAUGGUGAGCGUGAUAUAUGGUGUCACCCUCAUCCUGCCCUCUCCAGGCUUUGAUGGCAAGAAGGCGCUGGAGGCAAUCAGCAGAGAGAGAAGCUCCUUCCUGUAUGGCACUCCCACAAUGUUCGUGGACAUUCUGAACCAGCCAGACUUCUCCAGUUACGACAUCUCGACCAUGUGUGGAGGUGUGAUCGCUGGGUCCCCUGCACCCCCAGAGCUGAUCCGAGCUAUCAUCAACAAGCUGAACAUGAAGGAGCUGGUGGUGGCUUAUGGAACCACAGAGAACAGUCCCGUGACCUUCAUGAACUUCGCUGAGGACACUGUGGAGCAGAAGGCAGAAAGUGUGGGCAGAGUUAUGCCUCACACAGAGGCCCAGAUCGUGAGCACAGAGACGGGGACACUGACAAAACUGAACACACCCGGAGAGCUAUGGAUCCGAGGGUACUGCGUCAUGCUGGGCUACUGGGGUGAUCCCCAGAAGACUGAGGAAGCAGUCGGACAGGACAAGUGGUAUCGGACAGGAGACAUCGCCACGAUGAACGAGCAGGGCUUCUGCAAGAUCGUGGGCCGCUCCAAGGAUAUGAUCAUCCGGGGCGGUGAGAACAUCUACCCUGCGGAGCUCGAGGAUUUCUUUCACACACAUCCGCAGGUGCAGGAAGUACAGGUGGUGGGAGUGAAGGACAAGCGGUUGGGAGAAGAAAUCUGUGCCUGCAUUCGGCUGAAGAAGGGGGAGAAGACCACGCCGGAAGAGAUCAGGGCUUUCUGCAAGGGGAAGAUUGCCCACUUCAAGAUUCCCCGCUACAUCGUGUUUGUCACAGAGUACCCCCUCACCGUCUCAGGAAAGAUCCAGAAAUUCAAACUUCGAGAGCAGAUGGAACAACAUCUAAACCUGUGAACCUCCCAGGCCCUCCCUGCUCUUCCCCCACAUUCCCCUUGUCCGUCCUUGUGAUUUGGCAUAAAGAGCUUCUGUUUUCUUUG